GAGGAGUGGGGGAAGCGCCCAGGAGGGCGGGAGGCGCCGCGGCCCAGGCGCGAUGGCCUGAGUGCGGUAGACAUGACCCUACCUUCGUUGGCGUUCCUCGCUGGACCGCUCGGCCGGAGGUUUCCCUAAACCACCACCCCUUGCUGGGGCUGCCUUCAGUUUGGUCUACAAGUACUUGAACAUCCUGAAAGAUGGCAGAUAUUAGCCUCAAAGAAAUAACAUUAAUAGUAGGUGUGGUAACUGCCUGCUAUUGGAACAGUCUCCUUUGUGGUUUUGUUUUUGAUGAUGUUUCAGCAAUACUGGAUAAUAAAGACCUUCAUCCAUCUACACCUUUAAAAACCUUAUUUCAGAAUGACUUUUGGGGAACUCCUAUGUCUGAAGAAAGAAGCCAUAAGUCUUACAGGCCUUUAACAGUACUGACAUUUCGCUUAAAUUAUCUACUUAGUGAGCUAAAACCAAUGUCCUAUCAUCUCCUAAAUAUGGUUUUUCAUGCUGUUGUUAGUGUGGUCUUUCUGAAAGUGUGCAGACUCUUUUUGGAUAAGAAGAGCAGUGUGAUUUCUGCUUUGCUCUUUGCAGUGCACCCAGUACAUACAGAAGCAGUAACAGGUGUUGUAGGAAGAGCAGAACUUUUGUCAUCUAUCUUCUUUCUAGCUGCAUUUUUGUCAUAUACCAAAUCAAAGGGACCAGAUAAUUCCAUAGUAUGGACCCCAAUUGCAUUGACAGUGCUUUUAGUGGCUAUUGCAACAUUGUGUAAAGAACAAGGAAUAACGGUUGUGGGAAUUUGUUGUGUGUAUGAAGUGUUUGUUGCCCAGGGGUAUACUUUGCCAUUAUUAUGUAGUACUGCUGGACAAUUUCUCCGUGGAAAAGGUGGUAUUCCAUUCUCUAUGCUGCAAACAUUAAUAAAACUCAUUGUCCUGAUGUUCAGUACAUUAUUGCUUGUUGUGGUUAGAGUCCAGGUGAUUCAGUCCCAACUUCCAGUAUUUACAAGGUUUGAUAAUCCAGCUGCUGUAAGCCCAAGCCCUACAAGACAAUUAACUUUUAACUACCUCCUUCCUGUGAAUGCUUGGCUUCUAUUAAAUCCAUCAGAGCUUUGCUGUGACUGGACCAUGGGAACAAUACCACUGAUUGAAUCCUUUCUAGAUAUACGAAAUCUUGCCACAUUUACUUUCUUUAUUUUUCUGGGGGCUUUGGGAAUAUUCAGUGUCCGGUACCCUGGUGAUUCUUCCAAGACUGUAUUAAUGGCACUUUGUUUGAUGGCAUUACCAUUUAUUCCUGCAUCAAACCUUUUUUUUCCUGUUGGAUUUGUUGUUGCUGAGCGAGUACUGUAUGUUCCUAGCAUGGGGUUCUGUAUUUUGGUAGCUCAUGGAUGGCAAAAAAUUUCAAACAAAAGUGUAUUGAAAAAGCUAUCCUGGGUUUGUCUGUCCAUGGUGAUACUAACCCAUGCCUUAAAAACAUUACAUAGAAAUUGGGAUUGGGAGUCUGAAUAUACAUUGUUUAUGUCAGCCUUGAAGGUAAAUAAAAACAAUGCCAAGUUAUGGAAUAAUGUAGGUCAUGCUCUGGAAAAUGAGAAGAACUUUGAGAGAGCUUUGAAAUUCUUUUUGCAGGCUACUCAUGUUCAGCCAGAUGAUAUCGGUGCCCACAUGAAUGUAGGAAGAACAUACAAGAACUUAAAUAGAACUAGAGAAGCUGAAGAAUCCUACAUGUUGGCUAAGUCACUAAUGCCUCAGAUUAUUCCUGGUAAAAAGUAUGCAGCCAGAAUUGCCCCAAACCACCUGAAUGUUUACAUCAAUUUGGCCAACCUGAUCCGAGCAAAUGAAUCCCGCCUGGAAGAAGCAGACCAGCUGUACCGGCAAGCUAUCAGCAUGAGGCCGGACUUCAAGCAGGCUUACAUCAGCAGGGGAGAAUUGCUUUUAAAAAUGAAUAAACCUCUCAAAGCUAAGGAAGCAUAUCUCAAAGCACUGGAGCUGGACAGAAGUAAUGCAGACCUUUGGUACAACUUGGCAAUCGUUUAUAUUGAGCUGAAAGAACCAGCUGAAGCCCUAAAAAACUUUAAUCAUGCUUUAGAACUAAAUCCAAAGCAUAAGCUCGCACUGUUCAAUUCUGCUAUCUUAAUGCAGGAAUCAGGUGAGGUUAAACUAAGGCCUGAAGCUAGAAAACGACUUCUAAAUUAUGUAAAUGAAGAGCCACAAGAUGCAAAUGGCUAUUUCAACUUGGGAAUGCUUGCCAUGGAUGACAAGAAGGACUCAGAAGCGGAGAUGUGGAUGAAGAAAGCCAUAAAGUUACAAGCUGACUUCAGAAGUGCUUUAUUUAAUCUGGCUCUCUUAUAUUCUCAGACUGCAAAGGAAUUAAAGGCUUUGCCAGUUUUAGAAGAGCUGCUGAGAUACUACCCUGAUCAUAUCAAGGGUCUUAUUUUGAAAGGAGACAUUCUGAUGAAUCAAAAAAAAGAUAUACUUGGGGCAAAAAAGUGUUUUGAAAAGAUUCUGGAAAUGGAUCCAAGCAAUGUACAAGGAAAGCACAAUCUUUGUGUUGUGUAUUUUGAAGAGAAGGAUUUACUAAAAGCUGAAAGGUGUCUGGUAGAAACACUGGCAUUAGCACCCCAUGAGGAGUACAUUCAGCGCCAUUUGAGUAUAGUCAGGGAUAAAAUUUCCUCAUUGGGUAUUGUAGAGCAGCCAGUACUACCAGCUGCUGAGACUUCAGGUGAAGGAGAAACAAACACGAUCCCAGCGGAGAAUGAGAGAGAAAGCAGAAGUGAAUCCAGAUCAGCAGAAAUGAUAAAAACUGGUGAUCAUAAAAGUCAUUCUAAAUCCAGCAAGCAAUUAGCAAAAAACUCGGACAAAGAGGCUCCCCCGAAAACAACAAAAGACAUCAAAGAAAUUGAAAAGAAAAGAGUUGCUGCUUUAAAACGACUAGAAGAGAUUGAACGCAUUUUAAAUGGAGAAUAGCAUUAUCCUUUAUCAUGUAACAAUAAUAUCAAAGAACUUCUGUUACCAUGUCAUUGGUUAUACUGAAAAUUUGAAAAAUAUCAAGAAUAUGUAAUAGCUUAACAGAAGUUGCCUGUACCAAGUAGCAAAACAAGAUUUUUUUUUGAAGACCUGACUUACUCCAAAAUACACAUAUUGUUAAAAGAUACUACAGAAGCUUUUACUUUGGGUGAAUAGGGGGAAAAUUGAAAAUUCCAGGUGGCAGAGUUGAAACAGAAUAGUCUUUGUUAUUCUAAAUUAACAUACUCUGAGGCCUGGAGAACGCACCCUUCAGGACAAAACCAGUGUGUACUGAUUUAUUCUGUGAAUUCCUAUUUAUUAACCUACUUCAUUUUACUUUACCUCUUAGCAGUAGAUGAUACUUAUUUGAUACAUUGUUUUUGCUUAAACUAUAAUUCCUUGCUAAGGGAAUUUUUGCACUACACAGAAUACUGAUUUCUUUAUGUUGUAUUCUUGGGUUGAAAAUUUAAAGGAGUGGUGAGUGGAACAUUUAAAUCAUGAUAUGAUAGCUUAAUUAAGAAUUCAUUUCAUGCCGGGCGUGGUGGCGCACGCCUUUAAUCCCAGCACUCGGGAGGCAGAGGUAGGAGGAUUGCCAUGAGUUCAAGGUCACCCUGAGAUGACAGAGUUAAUUCCAG
This is a messenger RNA of Jaculus jaculus (lesser Egyptian jerboa), 3616 nucleotides long. RefSeq names its product transmembrane O-mannosyltransferase targeting cadherins 3 (gene Tmtc3). The transcript is spliced from 14 exons. Gene Ontology annotation, biological process: protein O-linked glycosylation via mannose. Gene Ontology annotation, cellular component: endoplasmic reticulum. Gene Ontology annotation, molecular function: mannosyltransferase activity; protein binding. The record is from RefSeq and is a predicted model, not a curated record. Bases 192 to 2942 code for a protein of 916 amino acids. Lineage: Eukaryota; Metazoa; Chordata; Mammalia; Rodentia; Dipodidae.